This is a messenger RNA of Trypanosoma grayi, 3306 nucleotides long. RefSeq lists its product as hypothetical. The record is from RefSeq and is a predicted model, not a curated record. The transcript has a single exon. NCBI's taxonomy places the organism in Eukaryota, Euglenozoa, Kinetoplastea, Trypanosomatida, Trypanosomatidae. Bases 1 to 3306 code for a protein of 1101 amino acids.
AUGAGCGAGACGGAGGAGGAGGUGGAGACACCACUAUGGAUCUCCCCGGUUGGGGCGCAGCGGCCAGGUGGGGAUGCUGCUCUGCGGAGUAUAGCAGCCCUGCCAGAUGUGCCCAUCUCCCCACCACAGCCAUACUACCCGCAACCAGUCCAUUCGAUGGAAAAAAUAAAUCUUAGUACUGAUGAUGUGGAGGAAAAGCUUUCUACACCGUUGCCUCUGCAACGUGAACCUCAAGCGUAUCGACAGCAUUGUGCCAGUGGCCCCACUGGGCCUUCUACUGCGCUUCUCACCGAAGUGCUUCGCCGAAUGCGGAGACGUUUGCUCACAACAGGUCGUCGCAUUCCGCUCAUACACGAAUGCAGCAGCCACGCAAAGGGAAACGCUCCAAAAACUUCUAAUUACGAUACAUCGCCACCACCACCACCACCACCACCACAGCAGCAGCAUAGGUCUCCUUGUCUCUGUAGUAGCCAUUCUGCAUCGCAGCUGUACGCUGACAUUGACGUUCACCAAAGUGUCUCCUCCCGCCGCGCUGCGAGACAACGCCGCAAUGAGGCGUUGGGUUACGUUGGAGUUAGUAAGCAAGGCGAGGAGGGAUUAUUCACGGAGAGCGAUGCUUCUCCAGCAGGCAGGCUCUCGCGCUCCAAUCACCGCAGCCUUGACACGCUUGAGUGGGGCGAUCGGCUCUGGCGAGGUAUCGAAGACGACGAGGAGCGUAUGUGCCGCUGGCUUGUGGAGCGUGGUAUGCUUCCUGACGAAAAUUCGCUUGCACUUCGUAUCCUCACGGAUUACCUGAAGAGCAAAACGGAGCGGCUGGAACGUGACUACGAUGAACUCUUCUGGUUGUCUCGUCAAGGCUCCCCCAAGUUGCGUCACUUUCAACAAGCGGAGUUUUCGACAAUGGCGUCAGGGAGCUCGAACAUUCCCACACAACACCAACAGCAACUGGAGCAUCCGUACGGAGGACCCUCUGAAGCAAGAGUAGGGUCACUGCAGCAGCGCAGUAUGCAUUCCCCCGAAUAUACUCCAAAGGAAAGGCAUGUCUGUGUCUCUCCUUGGAGCAGUGGGGGCAAAGACACUCGUGGCGUGACUGGGGCCGCACCCAUCCCUCAUGACAAAGGUAACAACACAGUGUCGCCGCUCACACCAAGAACGGAACAGCCUCCGUUUCAAAGGCAUCAGAGCCGUUGCGUCACCCGCGACUUGUCUUCUUUUUACACGGGACGCUCAAUGGCAACUGGGGAGUGCAGGAAUGUGUCGGGGAGCCGAGUCGCCGGCAGAAAGGUGUGCGAGUCGGCAUCCACUUCUUCACGCAGUGGGCGUGUCACACUUUCUGACGACAGUCAUAAUGCAACGAAGAACACAGCAACGCCGCCAUUACCAUUACAGCAACGACCAGAGCCUCACGUGCAGCAGAACACCGGUGACACAGACAAAAAAGAACGCCACGAUGGUGUGCGGCAAGAUCCCACCGUUCCUGCCCCUGGCAGCUCGCAGCUUCCUGUGGACCCACAGCCACCGCCGGGCGCGUUGAUUCACCCCAUCGCUUCUCACGGCACAGCGGACGUUGCGGACCUUACCACAGUGCUCCGUCUGCGCGAAUACUGUAGUCGUCUGGAAACGGAGCGGCUGCGGAUUCUGCGUGAAAGUGCCACACCUCGUAAGCGCAGAGGUGCAAACGGUGACGGGUUAGGCACAGUUGUUCCCACAGCAAAAAAACGGGAAGCAGGGCGUGAGCACUCGACUAUCCCCCCUCGGGUCCCCUCGGUUCCGCUCCAGCCGAUUCCCACUCUGCGGGCCCCGUGUGUGACGGAGACUCUAUCAGAUACCCAUGCCUCAGUUGAUUUAAGCGUUUCAGCCGUUUCCCACUCCUCUUCGAAGGAUCGUGACACACCUUCCGUGAUGAAUCGCGACGAGAAAAAGGUUUGUAGUGGUCAACGUGAUGCAGAAGCGCUGUAUAUGGACGUGGUUGCGGUACCGCCGGCGGGCAACACAGCGAGACCCAACACAUUUGCACUCCCGUCGCCGCUGCGCUCCACGGCAAGUAGGACGGAGAAUCGCUCCUGCAACAGCGCACCCCACACACCGCCGCGGCCCCCACCGGUGCCGUUGGUGUCCUCAAAAUACAUCAGUCCAAUGCCGAACGAGCCACGUACCGUGUUGCUGCACGGUGCAGCCGAAGAGAUGUGGCGUGCGCGGUCGCUUGCCACCUCUCGGAUGUCAAGCACUAAUCAGUCACUACAACACGUGCCGCCGUCGCCGCUGGCAUCAUCGUGGAACGAUGCAGCCUCGCAUGACGGGGCAAUAGUGCUGCCAGAUGACCUCCUUAAUCACCCAAGUCGCUCCCGUGUCGACGCGUUUCUGACCCCCGCGAGGCGGUUGGAGGCAAAUGGAGAAAAUGCGUCGCAGGUUUGGAGACCCAAUUCAAGCCACUCGUUCUCCGGUGUGUCCGACAAAGCAAUAGUGGCAGGGGCAGGACGGACAGAUGAGUCGCAUAUUUUCAAAAAGGAUUUAGAGGCUGCGAGCAGAGUGGGGGCGCAUACACCGACUCCAGAUUGCCCGUCGUCUCCACAUCCCAAUGUGCAACCGCUCUCGUCAUCUACGUACCCAGAGAAAGAGCCACAGCGAAAGGAAGAGCCAACUAUUGUUAAGGGUUCGUCUUUUUUCCCACUCAGAAAUGUUGUGGUCCCUGAUUCGCCCCAUUCCUGUCAUACGCCACUCAGAAAAAAAGCAGACCAAGGGAGGAAUAGAGAACCUGGAAGUGUAGUGUACAGUAGUAGUAGUAGUAGCAGCAGCAGCAGCAACAGUGGACCAAAUUUCCAGGGUACCAGUGGGAGAAGUAAACGGCGACAANACAGUAGUAGUAGUAGUAGCAGCAGCAGCAGCAACAGUGGACCAAAUUUCCAGGGUACCAGUGGGAGAAGUAAACGGCGACAACAGGAGCCCCACGGCCAAAAGGGUCGUAGACGCUUUGCCGCCGUCAAUGAUGCCGCCGUGUCUGUCUCGACGACACCACUCCCAAAGUUACGUCGUUCCUCUUGGCUUAUCGACAUGAAUAGUAGCAGACAUACUGGGAGCAGAAGUAGCAGCAGGACCGCUGGAGGAGAAAAAGAAAGAGGAGAGGUGGUGGCGGGGUUACAGGGAGGAAGUGCUAAGAGCACACCGCGUAAGAAUACUGGUGGGUUCAUUGUGCGCGUGAUGAACAACGGUGGCGACAUGAUUGAACGACGAGAGGGGAAGAGUCAUCCCAUGCAUGGUGUCUCCUCGGGGUCCCGCCGAUUUGGAUUGCUUGGCAGUCGCCACUAA